AUGACACCCACAAACCCCGACGAAACAGUCCAGUUCCUCUUAAGCUGCAUCCGCUACUCAAACAGCGGCAAGGUGGACUUCAGUGAAGUCGCCAAAGAAUGCAACAUCGUCAGCAAAGGAGCCGCCGCAAAACGCUACGAACGCUUGAUCAAGGCCUACAAUGAAGUAGCGAACGGGACCACGACCUCUACCACGACCACCACCGGAUCCGAAGCCGACGCGGCAAUAGGUUCUCUAGACUCUACUCCCAAGAAAACCAAACCUGCCAAGGCUGGUCCUCUUAAGAAGACCAAAGCCAAGCAGGCGGGCGAGUGUGAGAGCUCGAGUUCACCCGCGAAGCGCAAGCCUGCAGGGGAGGGUAGCAAGACCGGAACCAAGAAAGUCCGGGUGACGAAGGAGACUGUCGUUGUGAGCGCAGAGAGACUGGUUGAGCAGAGGUUGAGCCCUGUGAAAGAGGAAGAGGUGUCCGAUGCUGAAGAGCAGGGUUAUGCGACUGCUGUCGACAGUGAGACCCUGUUUGACCAGUUUUGA
Molecule: messenger RNA, 531 nt
Organism: Aspergillus pseudoviridinutans
Lineage: Eukaryota; Fungi; Ascomycota; Eurotiomycetes; Eurotiales; Aspergillaceae
Exons: 3
Coding region: 1-531 (176 amino acids)
Source: RefSeq, a predicted model, not a curated record